CAAAUUUAUUUAAUUUUUUUAGGACUUAAUAUACUCACAAUGUGGUGUACGGUUACAAAGCAACUUUGGCUACUUACCAAGUAAAUAAAUAAAUAAAUAAAUAAAAUAUUCCUUUAUGUAUAAAUGGUUUUAUGACGUGAUUAGAGAGAGUGUGAAGAGAAGAGAUGUGGAAAAGCUUGAUUGUUAUAAAUGGUUCUCUUUUAAAGCACUGUUUACUAUGAUAACUCUUAAUUCUCUCUCUCUCUCUCUCUCAGUGAUUGUGUUUAGUGUAGUUGUGGCUCUUGUGACUGGAACUCCAGUACCAUCAAACAUACACAAGUGCACCGACUGCUCAAAACUCGCUCGAUCACUGCUCACCAACCUCUCACAUGUCAUGGACAAGGGACAGAAGAAACAUGAUAAUUUGUUUGCUGGGUUUAACUGUACUGAACUGGCAAUACAAAUGAAUGAAUUCACUCAGACAGGAGUUGUUUGUCAGCCCAACACAUCUCCUAACGUGUCAUGUGUCAACCAAAGAAACUCGACAUUUAGUGAGACUGAGUGUCUGAGGAACAUCCGAGAUGAUCUGUGUUAUUAUAAUGACUUACUGAACUCUUAUAUGAAGAAUGUCAAGCAGGCCGAGAAGGAUUUGAAUCCUGUUGUGAACACUUCAAAAGACCUCGUGACUUGUUUGCAACAAAGUUGUCAUCAUGUAUCCGCUGAGAGAAGCCUGCACAAUGAGACCGGCUGGGGUGUCUCGUCCUUUGGUGACCGUGUGUCCCUGUGCAAAAAACUGAAGGGCUUCCACGUUCGGGCCAUCACUAUCAACAGAGCUCUGAGCUACAUCGCCUCUGGAGACCACAGGAAGUGAUGUCACUCUCUACCACUGACACACACCAAUCGCAUCACAUGACUGUAGAGGAUUUAACACAUCAAACUAAAGAUGACAGAAACACCAGCAAAGAAUAUAUAAGCUACAUGUUAUGAGGCUAUUAAGUUGGAAUAUUUAUAUAUGAUGUUAAUUAUUUAAUCUAUUUAUCUAAGUAUUUAUUU
Misgurnus anguillicaudatus (oriental weatherfish) is the source of this 1032-nucleotide messenger RNA. NCBI's taxonomy places the organism in Eukaryota, Metazoa, Chordata, Actinopteri, Cypriniformes, Cobitidae. The record is from RefSeq and is a predicted model, not a curated record.